Messenger RNA from Symsagittifera roscoffensis, 4249 nucleotides. RefSeq names its product nephrocystin-3-like. The record is from RefSeq and is a predicted model, not a curated record. Bases 71 to 4066 code for a protein of 1331 amino acids. Gene Ontology annotation, molecular function: protein binding. The transcript has a single exon. NCBI's taxonomy places the organism in Eukaryota, Metazoa, Xenacoelomorpha, Acoela, Convolutidae.
UUCGAUGCAAUGUAGAUUUUAUUUCUAAUAAAACGAGUGGACCGGUAAUUAAUCUGCACCGUCACUAGACAUGGGUGUCGGGGGAUCCCUUCUGAAGGAUGACCCUGAAGAUAGUCAGUUCAGAAGAAGAAACCUUAUCAACUCCUCGCGUGCCAUCGAACAGCAAAUCCCUGUAGAGUUCAAACCCCGGAAAAAGCUGGGCAAAAACAGAAACCAGAGUAACCCAACAACCUCAGUGCAAUCAUUGAGUAAUUCGUUUACCCAAUAUGGACAAAGCGGAUCUAGUUUUCAGAAAAAGAAAAACAUGGGCGCAUCAUUAAGAUCUGUUCUUUCAAACGAAAGCGGGUUUGAUCUGGACAGCAAUGUUGAGCUUGAGAAACUAAGACGAGAAUUCGAAAACUUUAAAUUGAGCAAACAAAAUGAGAUAUCAGAUAUGCAGAGACGUGAAAAGAAACUAGAAAGUGAGAACAAAAGGUUGAGAGGCGAAGUCCAGGCGUUACAGAAAACAUGUACCAGAUUACGCAAUGAGCGGGAGUCAGCUUUGGAAAAUGAAGCUCAGGCUUUGGAACGUGCAAGAGCAUUCGAAGACGACAGAAACAACAUUCUAACACAGUUGAGACAACUGCAGGAAUCGGAACCCUUACAGAACUACUCGCUGAGCUCACCAACGGCUGUACAAAACAACAAUAAUGCGGGAAGAAACGAAUCAGAGCAUGGAAACAGUGAUACAAGUAGCAACUCACCGCAACGAAAUGUAGAUCAGAUUGUGGGAACCCAAGUAGUUCCUGCUUCGGCACGGGAUCCUGACCUCCAUUUAGACUUAAUGUCACCAAGCUCAGUUAGUCUGGCAACAAGCGCACCUGCAUCUGCAAACAGAAGUAGAGCCUCACACGUCGAGACUUUCAAGUUCGAAGCUAGUGUGAAACAUGCGGUUCCAACACCUCCGGUAUUUUCAUACUGGCCUGGAACUACGACCCAUGUUUGGUCCUCGUUGGAAUUUGUCUUUGGCUACUUUGAACAACAAUUAGAAGACGAUGUUGAUCUAUUUAUGGAUGCGUGGUGCUCAAAAUAUGAGGAAAACCUAUUGGAAAAUCAUGGUCUGAAAAUGAACUGUUCUUCGAAACUUUUGGCUCCGGAGAAUUUGCAGCCGCUUAUGUCAACUGCAAACGUCUUUGUGAUUUUUCUAGAAAGCAAGAUAGCGGAGGCAGAUUAUAAAGCACUGCAGAAUCUGGUUAAUGUGAUGAAAUCUAGUUCAACUUUGAAAGCAUUGUUCUGUUUCAAACAGACAGAGCAAAGUUGUAUAAAUGGAAGCAUGGCAAGACUGAAAAAGUUGUUGUCGAAAAUCAACUCAAACGAGAGUCAAUAUUGUUUAUUUAUUGAAAACUACCAACAAAUGGAGCCAUUGGUUGAUCUUGUCAAUGAAUCGAUUGACCAGUUCAUUAAAAAUCAGUUCUCAGAUGGUGUGUUAGGAGAGUGCUCUUGCUAUCGUGAUAUGCGAGGCUUAUUAUAUCAAAAAGAUGCUUUUUCGUCGAUCCUGGAAAACCUCCCGACAUCCCAACAAAUGUCAAGCAUUGAUCAGUAUGUGUUUUGCAUCAAUAGGCACAUCAUAAAAGAUGGUUAUGUUCCUCCGCUUAUUGUUAAAAGCGACCCUGGAUGCGGAAAAUCAACUGUUGUGGCUCAUUUUUUGCGAAAGCACAAAAACAGCAAUCCCGCGAACAAAAUCCUUUAUCAUUUUGUAGAUACGACACUGUGUUCUCAAGAUGGUGGCACAAUGAUGCGACGAUUCAUCGCCAGUUUGAGUUCUACGGGGAGUUUUGUUGGCUCGAAUUCAAAGCAAAACACUAAUUUUGACAGUUUUUCACAACUUCUGGAAACAUUUCCCAGGCAGAAAGUUGGAACUCAAGAAGCCUCUGCUAACAAUUUGUCAUCUGGGACUUCUUUGCUGGUUAUUUGUAUUGACUCUGCGGAUAGAUUGUCAGAUUGUGAGAAAGUUCUAGAAUGGGUGCAAGAUCCCUUGCCUCCCGAUGUUCGAGUGAUUUUAUCAGUUGACAACAAUACCUGCCCGGUCGCAUGGGCUUCCAUGACUAGUAUCAACAUCAAACCCCAAGCUGCCAUAUACACUUCCCACUUGAACGAGGCGCAGAAAAAGAAAGUAUCUGAACUGGGAAUCAAUUCGCCUUUCUUCGCGAAACUCCUGACGAAGGUGGAUUUAUCGCACAUACCUCCAAGUAUCGUCACGAAAGUUUCCAAUAGUCCGAAUUUAGGCAAAGAAGUGACAUGCAAAGCUCUGAUAUCGACUGUUGCUCACCUAGCCAAUAACAAUGUAGGCAAUGUUUAUAAGGUACUCUAUUUCAUAACACAGGCGGCACAAGGCUUGUCAUCCUAUUGUAUCAUUGAGAUGUGGCGCCAGUUUCAUCCCUCACUUACUCAACAUGACAUCAAGCUUCUGCGGUUUAUGCUAGAAAAGUUGCAUAUUUCUAAAAUUGUGUCUGUGCGUUUGGGAAAUUUGAUAAUUUCUUCGCCCUUUCUGAAGCGUUUGGUUAUUUCAAGAAUGCAGGAAAAAGAUGCAAGCUUAGUCAAAGAGUUCCCGAAUAAAUUUUUGAUUGGAUUGGAAAGCCCGUUUCAGUUGAGUGAUCAUUUACCAUUGGAAGUUAUUAUAGAAUGUCUAAUUAUUCUUACCAGUGACGAAAAAUAUCUCGAUCGGUUGAAAAGUUUUGUAUGCCGUGUAGUAGUGUUCAUGCAUCUAUUCAAGUUCGACUUAACAGCAGUGAUUAUGGAAGUGUUUGCAAAAUUAAAAAUCGGAAAAGAAUCAAUCACGGAUGAGUUUUCAAAUGAGCUGUCACAAUUGGAGCAAAAAUCUGAUCGUAAUAAUGUGGAGUAUCUUCUUGAUGCGAUAGAAUCAUUUGCUGUGUUCAAUGCAAAUUUGAGCAAUUUUUCGAAAUCAGCGUAUCUAUAUGAACGGAGUCUUGAGAUCCGAGAGUUGAAUUUAGAACCUGACCACCCAUCUUGUUCGAAAACUCUUUAUUUGAACGCGCUUUUGCACUUUAAAUGGGACAAAAUUGACGUUGCGGAAACACUUCUGAAGCAGUCAAUUGAUGUGUUGCAAUCCUCGACGCCUACGUCAAAUGAUACUCCUAACUUAAAUUACAUGCAAUUCGUUCAGAAUUGUGAGUUACUUGAGCUCAUUUACCAGAGGUUAGGAAAGGUCAAACAGUUCGAAUCGAACUUCAAGAAGCUCUCCUAUCUGAGAUCGAUGACAAUCAUACAAGAGUUUCUAGAAAACGGAUCCUCGGAACCUUUCAGUGCCUCGACUCUAGCAGAGUCAACCCCGGAUUCUGUAGCGAAGGCAAAUCACUUGAAUGAAUACGCAGUGCUUAUGUUCUAUCAAGGAAACUUCGAAGACGCAGAAACGUCUUUUAAAGCAUCAUUGGCCAUCAGAGAAAAACUCCUCGGGGAAAAACAUGCAGACUGUUCUCAAUCCUUGUUCAAUUUGGGAGGCCUCUACUUUGAACGAAAAGAUUACAACAAAAGUGUGGAUUAUUUCGAAAGAGCUGUAGCGAUCCGUAAACAGCCGAUGUUUAACAAGAAUUUGUUAAUGACUAGUUUGCAGUGGUUGGUUAUUGCAUAUAGAAAGUCAGGGAGCAGAGAAAAGGCACUUGAGUUAUUGAAGGAUCUUGUCACUUUGAAUAUUGAAACACAUGGAGGUAAUCAUCAAUUCGUGGCUACUAAUUACGCUAAUAUGGCUAGUAUUUACUGCGAAAUGAAGCAAUUCAAAGAUGCUUUGCCUCUGUUUGAAAAAGCGUUACAUGCGUUUAAAGCUGCCUUGGGACCUUAUGAUGUCAAAGUUAGCGAUACGUUGAACAAUAUGGCAUUGCUGAAGUUUGAAAUGAACGAGUUAGACGAAGCAGUUAAUCUGUACAGACAAGCUCAAGAAUGCAGGCAAAUAGGACUGGGUUUGAGGCAGACUUCGGCGUCGCAGCUACCGCUAACCCCGACACAGAGUCGCCACCGGAGGCUUGGUUCGGAUUUCCAGUCGCAGCAGUCACUAAACAGUGUGCUAGAGUAACGCUUUUCACUAGAAAUGAAAAUGAAGAAAGAACUAUCUCGAGGACAGAAUUCUUUUUUAAAAGCUACUUAAUUUUGUGCCUUAAAUGUUGAUAGAUAAGUUUUAGAAAUUGUGUAUAUUUUUUGAGAAUAGCUUUUUUCUAUUUUCUAGAUCAAAUGAAUUAUAUAAUUUUUGAAUACCUCA